AUGUACGGUUCGCCAUUUCCCUCAUUGAACUCCAAGGUCCGGUACAUGACCACUUUGGAACGGGCGGGUUUCGACGUAAACUACUCCAAGAAUGACAAUUCAGACCGCAGUUCUCGAUUGCCCUCGAGCACACCGUUGAGGACGGCACGAUCAACACCGAGUCUGCGGCCCCGUGCCGAGGUGACACCGACUUUGCACAUCCAGCAGCCCCUACCCCAGAUCACCACUUCGAGCCCCCCGGUAUCAGUUGCGGGGCGCUCCCGAGUACCUGAGUCGGCGCCAACAACACCAACGGUGAGUCCGCACGGGUUUGCGAAAUUCAAUCAGACAGCCCCCCUGGACAGCGCCACACCGUCGAAGGUAAUGGGGGGGGCCAAACAAUCGCAGAGCACAUACUAUCUGUCGCCACAGUUGAGUGGGUUUGCCCCCUUGUUCCAUGAGGAUAAAUCAUGGCGCCCACAGGAGAAGAGCACGUCCAAUGCAACGUCUUUCUUCAAUUUUGAAGCUAACGACACUGGUGAUGCGGAAAAUGUAGCAGAAGAUCUCAAAGCGGUUGACAUGACAGCGGCAUUUAGUUAUGGUAACGAUAGGGGGGGUGAACAUGAGAUGCAGUCUCCCGCUCGCACGUUUCUCCCCUUGCAGAAGAACGUGGAGGAGCCCGUUGACGACGCGUCCUUCUUGAACGACGAGGAGAUAACGCGGAUCGAAACCCCGUUGUCCACGGACUGUGUCGCUGCCGAUAUAUGCGUUGGCCCAAACAUGAAGGUUCUUUCAGGGAUCAGUGACGCUCGUGGGGACUUCUCUGCUGAUGAGCCGGAUUUGAUUCCAGAGAUCAAAUGGGUCCAGGAGAACGAUGGCGCGGAUGCAGUAGUGGAUGGCUUACACCUUCACCCGAACGAGAGUUUGGAGCAACUGGUGAAAGAUGGCGGCCGCGAGGUGUCUGCUGCGAGGAUGGCCUCAGGGGAUGCGGUUGCCCAGGACGAGGAAAUACAGGUGCCGAACAAGCGCUUGGAGCAACUAAUUGCACAUUUGGACGACUCGUUGCCAAGCGACUCGGGAAGCGAGCAAUUGAGGCACGCGGGGAACAGAUGGGAGCGGUCCAGCCAUUACUUAUCGGCUCUCCCGGAGCAGGCCGGGCCAGGCUUGGUUCACCCCCGCGGCGAAGGCCCCUGCAGGGGCUGUCACAUGCCCGUUGAGGGCAAGCGCGUCACUGCAUCGGAACUAUCAGGGCAGUGGCACCGCAGGUGCUUCCACUGCGCGGAGUGCGACUUGCAAUUCGACAAGCACCACGCGUGCUACGUCAUCGCGGACACACCCUACUGCCAGGAACACUACCACGAGCGCAACGGGAGCAUCUGCAAGCUGUGUGGCGGGUUCAUCGAGGGCGACUGCCUCGAGAACGACCGCGCGGAGCGGUUCCACCCUGGCUGCCUCGUCUGCGUCGUGUGCCACGAGCAGAUCAGCAGCGACUACCUGCUCAUCAACGGCGACGUGCCCCUCUGCGGCGCGCACGACCUCGACCAGCUCGCCGCGGACGGACUGUUCGAGUUCGACCACGGCCCCAGCGACGCCCACAGCACGCACACCGUCGAGAAGCGCCGCACGCGACUCAUCGCAGGAUAG
This is a messenger RNA of Huiozyma naganishii CBS 8797, 1623 nucleotides long. RefSeq names its product LIM domain-containing protein. Gene Ontology annotation, cellular component: nucleus. Gene Ontology annotation, biological process: regulation of transcription by RNA polymerase II; neuron differentiation. Bases 1 to 1623 code for a protein of 540 amino acids. Gene Ontology annotation, molecular function: DNA-binding transcription factor activity, RNA polymerase II-specific; RNA polymerase II transcription regulatory region sequence-specific DNA binding. The transcript has a single exon. NCBI's taxonomy places the organism in Eukaryota, Fungi, Ascomycota, Saccharomycetes, Saccharomycetales, Saccharomycetaceae. The record is from RefSeq and is a predicted model, not a curated record.